UUUAAUGUGUAUAUCCUUUCCACACAGGAGGUGAUACAUAUUUAUUGGAUUGGAUUGUUCUACCCAUCUUUUUAUAUUUAAUAAGAGAUGUCUGCACAGAGGUUAAUUUCCAACAGAACAUCCCAGCCAUCUUCAUCCAACUCUGAUUAUACUUGGGAAUAUGAAUAUUAUGAAAUUGGACCAGUUUCAUUUGAAGGCCUGAAAGCCCAUAAAUAUUCCAUUGUCAUUGGAUUUUGGGUUGGUCUCGCUGUCUUUGUGAUAUUCAUGUUUUUUGUAUUGACCUUGCUGACCAAAACAGGAGCACCACACCAAGAAAAUGCAGAACCUCCUGAAAAGCAUUUUCAAAUGAAGAGCUUUGUUACAGACUUUGGAAGGCCUCGGGAGCCGGAUAAGGUAUUUUCUCGCUCAGCAACUGCUGAAUCCAGAUCUCUCUUUCACUGCUACAUCAAUGAAGUGGAACAGUUGGACAUGCCAAAGAUAAGUCACAAAGCAACUGCUGUGGAUGCUGAUGAACUCUUUCAGGAGGGGUCCAGAAGUAGCGGGAGACCAGAGGAGGACGACUUGACCCAGAUGACCAAAUUCAACAUCCCCAACUUUGUCAACACUGACCAAAAUUCCUCCUUUGGGGAGGAUGAUCUCCUGAUUUCUGAGACACCAGUUCUAGAAAACAAACCAAUACAGACCUCCCAUGAAGUCCUAGAUUAAGGAAGAUUCGCUAGAGGACAGAGUCUUUGUAAUAUGAUAGAUCCAACUACUGCUUAGCAAGGGAUUUUCUUCACAGGCAGCUUCAGAUUUGUUUCAGGGUUGUGUGUGUGUGUGUGUGUGUGUGUGUGUGUGUGUGUUUGUGCUUGUGGGUGCACAUAUGGCUAAAGUACAAGUCAGUUCAAUAGCAAAUUUAGUACUUACAAAUCUCCUAAGUUUGGCUUUUUGGACUUUUUUUGGGGGGAAAGUAUUGAGAUCCCAUUUGGUGGAUUGGAAAUGGUUUAAUCCCAUAUAUAUUGAGAGGUAGACUAUAUAGUGGAAAGGGAUUGGAUAUGGAAUCAGGAAGCCCCAGUUUCAAGUCCUCUCUCUGACAUAUACUGGCUGUGUGAUCCUAGACACGUUAGUUAACUUAUUAUUCUAGACAACUCUAGGAAACUGUGAAUCUAAGAAAGUACCAUCCUGCUUUGGUAGGAGUUUCUCAUCCAGGAGUUCAUCCCUUUUAUGAAAUCACAGAUCUACUUCCUGUCCUAUGUAUUAUACCAGUUGCUGUAAGUCCUUAUAGGUAGGGCUGUCUUAAGACAGUGGGAAUGAAUGAAUACCCUGUCUUCUCCUGUUCUGAGAGUCUACCAAAAGGACCUUAUCGCUGUGGGCCCUUUGCCCCUUCUGCCCAAUUAUUAAACAUAGCUCUUUGUGUAGAAGUAUAGCACGAGACAGCAGGAAUACGCCUGAGGGAUGAGAAUCCAUUUUCUAAGAACAUCUCAGUUGGCCAUAAACCAGAGUCAACUGCCUUGUGCUACACCAGGUGUUCUUAGGCAAUUGGAUAUACAUGUAGUAAUUUCCCUAAAGAAUGAAUGGAGCUGGGUGAUGGAGUGGCUGAUAUGGGGCUUUGUGACCAUGAUAUAAACAUAAUCCUGCCUCAGACACUUGUUAGUUGUAUGAAUCUGGACAAGGAAUUAAACUCAGUACCUCGGUUUGCUCAUCUGUAAAAGGGACUGAUGAUGAUUAUAGGAAUUACUUCACAGGAUUAUUGUGAUAAUCUAUGAAAUAAUAUAUGUAAAGUGCUUUGCACACCUUAAAGUGCUUUAUAAAUGUCAGCUAUUGUUAUAACUACUGUUCCUAUUAUUAUAUUAUUAAAUGGCUUUAGGAUAUACCUGACCAGCAUUCCUCCUUCCAAGAAGGUGCUCAAGUUAGUUUGUAUGGCUUUUAAUAGGGCUGUUUUCUGCUUCUAACCCUACUUAGUAUCACUGUCUUCUCAUCAUUGUUGCCAUUUUCUAUAAAUCAAUGGAAAGCAUUCCUCAUGGGUCAGUUUUCUUUACCUGGCUAAAGCAUGAAGUUGGGUAUUCUUGCUAGGGCAGAGAUUUUUGACCCAGAAUACCAUGGAUGCUCUACACAACACCAACAGCAAUGCCUUCACAUCCCAAAAUAUCCUGCAUGUGGAAAGCAAGCCUGCCGUCUGGGACAGAAAGCAAUUUAGCUCAUUCAGUGGCCUAGGAGGCUGGCUGCUAAUUUGUAAGGACAUUUUUGUUAUGAAAUUUUUCACCGCCUGUGAUGAAAAACAACCCCUUCCUGCCUUGUACUGAGUGUAAAAUAAACGAGUUCAAUUGCAUAUUACUUUGCUGCUCAGCUAUGACACCUCUGUAUUUUUUAAUAUGUUGUUGGGACAUGAUGCCUCUCUCUUGGCUCUUUAUUAUUUAUUUCGUUUGCUGGUCAACGUGAAAAAAACAUAAUGUUUUAUACCAACGCAUUUCCCUGGCUUUUUUUUUA
Sarcophilus harrisii (Tasmanian devil) is the source of this 2466-nucleotide messenger RNA. It is a transcript of the gene MRAP2, whose product is annotated as melanocortin 2 receptor accessory protein 2. The record is from RefSeq and is a predicted model, not a curated record. Lineage: Eukaryota; Metazoa; Chordata; Mammalia; Dasyuromorphia; Dasyuridae. Gene Ontology annotation, biological process: protein localization to plasma membrane; regulation of adenylate cyclase-activating G protein-coupled receptor signaling pathway. The coding region runs from base 88 to 705 and encodes 205 amino acids. Gene Ontology annotation, molecular function: type 3 melanocortin receptor binding; signaling receptor regulator activity; type 1 melanocortin receptor binding. Gene Ontology annotation, cellular component: plasma membrane; endoplasmic reticulum. The transcript is spliced from 4 exons.